UGGGAAACACGUGGGUCUGAAGACCUUCGAAGCAUUUCAGUUUUCAACUUUUUACUCAGGGAGAGAGAGUGUGUGCGGCUCAUAUUCCAGCGGUGGUCGGCGGGGAAGUCAUUUUCCGGCGAUGGAGGAGCAGAACUCCGAGGACUUGCUCCCAACUGGAUGGACAGUGGAGGUCAAGUUUAGAAAAAAUGGCAGAAGAGACAAGUAUUAUUACGAAUCCUCAAGUGGGCAUAGAUUUAGUUCCAGGGCAGAGGUAUCUCGAUAUCUCAGCACCUCCAGUCAUGAAGACGAACAGAAAAUUAAAGAGACUCUCAAGCGACCUUCAGAUGAUAUUGUAGUUGAGAAGACUGUAGCAGAAGGACUACCUCCAGGGUGGACCAAAGAAAUUCGGAUUACAAAAAAGGCUCGAAAGACUAGGAGAGACACGCAUUAUAUAGCUCCUGUAAGUGAAAAAGUAUUCUGCUCUAUCAGGGAUGUGCAUCGAUAUCUUGAAAAUGAGGAGCCAGGAAGGUUAAUUCUUGAGCUGAGUGGCGAUAAGGAAUUGGAAGAUGAAAAAGCCUCUGAAUUAGACAAACCGAGCUUGAACUUGAAUGAGACAAUGAAGGAUGGAGAGAUACUUAAUUGUUCAUGUAAUAGAGAAGGCCCGUCCCUUCCUAAACAUACUUCUGAUCAGAGUGAGGCAGGCACUGAAUUAGGCAGCUUAAAUCCUUCAGAAGCCAAAGGUUCGGAGCAAAAUGAACAGGAUGGUGAUUCUACAAAAAGUGAAUGUAUUUCAGCUCCCGAAGGUGGAGACCCGCCAGGUAGCCAAUGCCUGGAAAGUGGGCCGAUAAAACAUGAAAGAAACCGUCCUGGUCUCUGCAAAUCAAAGAACAAGAAAGAGCUUAUCUUGCCUCGCCGUGCUUCAAAGCGACUAGCUGGAGUUGAAGUUGGUCCAGUUCCAGAACUGAAAACAAGUACUCGAACCCGUCGAGUUGCAAUUGAACAGUCAGGGGAGGGAGCACGCCAUACAACUGAAGGCCUGUCCCUUCCUGAACACAGUUCUGAUCAGAGUAAUGUUACAAAUUUCACGUCUUGUUUACAAUCUCUUGGUGAGGUGGGCACUGAAUCAGGCAGCUUAAAUCCUCCAGAAGCCAAAGGUUCAGACCAAACAGAACAGGACAGUGAUUCCACAAAAGGUGAAUGUAUUUCAGUUGCUGCAGGUGGAGUCCUGCCAGGUAAGCAGUGCCUGGAAAGUGGGCUGAUGAAACAUGAAAGGAAAAAGGCCCGUCUUAGCCUUUGCAAAUCAAAGAAUAAGAUUGAGCUUAUCUUGCCUCGCCGUGCUUCAAAGCGACUAGCUGGAGUUGAAGUUGGUCCAGUUCCAGAACUGAAAACAAGUACUCGAGCAUGUCGAGUUGCAAUUAAACAGUCAGGGGAGGGAGUAUGCCAUACAACUGAAGGUUCUUACCCUGGUGAUUUGCUCAGUUGUGCGUCCCAACAUCCUGAUUAUUUUGAGGUUGAGCCAAAAAAGCAUAUUCAAAACGUGGAACGAGCAAUUAAUGGUGAUGACAAGCAACGGUGUGCUUCUGUUUUCCCAUCGGGGAGCCGAACUAGCCCAGAAGAGCAUGCAGGAAAACUUGAAACUGAUGAUAAGGCGGAAGAGAAACCAGGACUUCAACCAGACUUGCCUCUUGAGGAUUUCUUCACAGAUCCCUGCAUUGCAUUUGCAAUAGAGACUCUCACUGGAAUAGGUUUUGACAAUUCCAGGAGCAAUGAUGAGCAUUCUUCAGGGGACCUGGCUACUCCAAAAGGUCAUGCUGGGGACGUAGAAACAGACAAUAAGAGCAGCGGAAAGCAGGAAAGCGGCAACCUCUUUAUACCAGAAGACGGAUGGAAAGUUGCAAGGGAUGAUAACGCUAGACAGAAGUCCGGAUCCCCAACUGAGUUGCCUUUUGGGGGUUCAUGGCCCGAUCCAUGCAUUGAAUUUGCUAUUAAAACUCUCACGGGUGCAAUCCCAGUAGACUACGAUCCGCAUAUCGAGGAGUACUUUCAGCAGCAACUAAGCUCAUCAAAAACUCAAGGAACAAGCGACUUGACCUUGAAAAAUGUUGGUUUGGAUAACUUCUGCCAAACGGAUGAUUUGUGCGAGCAAUUCUGUCAUGCUGAGUUCCCCAUGCUUAAGAAACAAGCGCUUUCUGAGCCUCGACUCACCAAGAGUGGAAGUUUACAUAGUUCCGGUGGAUCAGAUGUAAACCAAAAGGGGAGUCAGAGACACUGACUUCAACCCUUGUACAGCUUAUAGAACACCUUGUAGCAACCUGCUUCCACGCCCUCCUUUCACCCUCCCUCUAACCCUUUUUACUUUUCUUGUGUCGUCUUUUAGGAAGAGACCACAUCGGUGAAGCUUUCGCUGUUUGCACCUGUGUGUACGUGUAACACUAGUGUCUGUAACUUUAGUACGAUGUAUUCAUGCUAUUUUCCCAUUAUGUUAGCUAAGUUUGUUCACUAA
This is a messenger RNA of Pyrus x bretschneideri (Chinese white pear), 2485 nucleotides long. RefSeq names its product methyl-CpG-binding domain-containing protein 13. The record is from RefSeq and is a predicted model, not a curated record. Gene Ontology annotation, molecular function: DNA binding. Bases 122 to 2254 code for a protein of 710 amino acids. The transcript has 7 exons. NCBI's taxonomy places the organism in Eukaryota, Viridiplantae, Streptophyta, Magnoliopsida, Rosales, Rosaceae.